Monopterus albus (swamp eel) is the source of this 3515-nucleotide messenger RNA. RefSeq names its product myotubularin related protein 7a (gene mtmr7a). Bases 1 to 1992 code for a protein of 663 amino acids. Gene Ontology annotation, biological process: phosphatidylinositol dephosphorylation. The record is from RefSeq and is a predicted model, not a curated record. Gene Ontology annotation, cellular component: cytoplasm. NCBI's taxonomy places the organism in Eukaryota, Metazoa, Chordata, Actinopteri, Synbranchiformes, Synbranchidae. Gene Ontology annotation, molecular function: phosphatidylinositol-3,5-bisphosphate phosphatase activity; phosphatidylinositol-3-phosphate phosphatase activity. The transcript is spliced from 14 exons.
AUGGUCAAAUAUUUGGACGUGGAGAACGUCAGGCUGCUCGACAGAGUGUUUCCCAGAAAGAGGAGGGUGGGCACCCUCUACCUGACGGCCACACACACCAUCUUUGUAGAGAAUGAGGCUGGUGUGCGAAAUGAAACAUGGGUGCUUCACAGUUUGGUGUGCAGUGUGGAGAAACAAGCUGCUGCAGCCUCCGGAUGUCCUCUGCUCAUUCACUGUAAGAACUUCCAGGUUCUUCAUUUUGUCAUUCCUGGAGAGCGAGAAUGCCACGACGUUCACCUGUCCCUGCAGCGUCUCUCCCAGCCAGGAGGUUUUGCUCAUCAGACUUUAGCAGUGUUGUGCCUUGCAGAGAGUUACAUGGAGCUGUAUUGCUUCUCAUAUAAGCCUAACGUUGAUGAGGAGAACAGACGGCAGGAGUGGGACUUCUUGGACCUCCAGGCUGAUUACAGCCGAAUGGGACUCCCAAACUCUCUGUGGAAACUUUCCCCCAUCAACCAACACUACAAGGUGAGUGACACUUACCCUGCUGACCUGUUCGUACCUGAGUCAGCCAUGCCUCCAGUUAUAGUAGGGAGCUCCAAGUUCAGAAGCAGAGGCAGAUUCCCUACUCUUUCGUACUACUACAAAGAAAAUCAUGCCGCCAUCUGCCGUAGCAGCCAGCCCCUGUCAGGUUUCAGCGCUCGCUGCCUGGAGGAUGAACAGAUGCUGCAGGCCAUCUUGAGGUCCAAUCCCAGCAGUGACUUCAUGUAUGUGGUGGACACCAGGCCUAAGCUGAAUGCGAUCGCAAACCGAGCUGCAGGAAAAGGCUACGAAAAUGAAGACAACUACUCCAACAUUAAGUUCCGGUUCAUCGGCAUAGAGAACAUCCAUGUUAUGAGAAAUAGCCAACAAAAAAUGCUGGAAGUGUGUGAGCCACGGUCCCCCUCCAUGUCUAACUUCCUGGAGGGUCUGGAGAGCUCAGGCUGGCUGAAGCACAUCAAAGCUGUUUUGGAUGCAGGCAACUUCAUUGCCAAGGCUGUUGCAGAAGAGGGUGUCAGUAUGCUGGUUCACUGCUCAGAUGGUUGGGACCGUACUGCCCAGGUGUGCUCAGUGGCCUGUGUGCUGCUGGAUCCCUACUACAGGACCCUCAGAGGACUCAUGGUUCUCAUUGAGAAAGAGUGGGUCUCAUUUGGACACAAGUUCUCUCACAGAUGCAACCACCUGGUUGGAGACCCUAAAGAGGCGUCUCCCAUCAUCGACCAGUUCCUGGAGUGUGUGUGGCAGCUGAUGGAGCAGUUCCCCUGUGCCUUUGAGUUCAGCGAGAGGUUCCUCAUCACCAUUCACAGCCACAUCUACUCCUGCCAGUAUGGCAACUUCAUUGGCAACAACCAGCGGGAGAGGAUAGAGCUGGGAGUGCGCGAGAAGACUCACUCUUUGUGGAGUUAUCUAUGGAUGAACCGUGCAGACUACAUCAAUCCUCUGUACAGGCCAGACCACAGCCAGACUCGGGGGCUCCUCCAACUGUCUACUGCCCCCUACUGUUUUAAAUUUUGGAGCGGGCUGUACAACCACUUUGACCGAGGGAUACAUCCUCGACAGUCUGCGGAGGACUGCCUGAGGGCCAUCCAAGAGGAGACGCAGCAGCUGGAGGAGCAGCUGGCUUCACACAAACAGAAAAUUGCUCAGCUAGAGCAUGAGCAGGAGUGGAGUGUCACUCAGAAAUCGACCACCUUUGAUAAAAGCCCCACAGCAUGGACUCUCAAUAAUGGCCUCAAUUUGGCCAACACCCCUCAGGACUACACCGGUGGCUCCAUCACCAGCAGCCCCUGUCAGCUAAAAGUGUUGGACAGCAGCCUGCUCCUCCUGCCGCAAGACUUGAACCAAACCUCUGACUCCAACCUCUCCAAUGGCAGUGACCAGGAGUCGGGGAUCGCAGACCUGAGCUGUCGUUCCCCUCUCAGCGAGGAUAGCAUCCGGGAUCCAGACUCGGAUGAGGCUGUCUACAUUGCUGCCUGAACAAACAUAGCAUGUGGUGGAAGCUUCAGCAGCUGCACAGCCACUGAACAAAUAUUUCAUGCAUCAAGUAACUUGGCUACUGACUGUAGCUCCGGUGAACAGUCUUCAGGUUAAACGGUUUACCUACACUUUUGCUUGCAUGUGGUGCGGUGACAGCUGAUUUGGCCCACAACACUGUACACAGACAGACAAAAACUAAUGCCACAAUAACCUGUUUAAUAUUGGAAACCUUUAACUACAUUUCUAUUGAGACCUGGUGAUGUAAACACCUUAAGUAAAAAGACUUAACAGUCUAAUCAUGGGUACAAACAAUGCUACACUACAGGUUUAACCUCAGCUAGCUCUAAAAAGAAAAAGAUUUAACAAGUCCUGCUGCGAUAUGCCAGUUUUCAGAGCCAUAUGAAACAACAGUAGAGCUCCAAAGAGAUUUUUUUGCUGCAUUAAUCUUUCAAAUUAUUUAAUAUAUAAAGGGAGAAAUGGAAACAAAACAAGAUGAAAGAAAAACAAAUGGACAAACUACAGGGAUAAAACAGCUGAAUCAUAUUGAAGCUUCUCAAGAAUAUGACCGAACAUGCACAUGGUGCUAACUGGCGUUCAGAAUGACUGUAGCAUUGUUUGCAAUAAAAUGAUUUGAUAAUUUAGUCUACUAUCUGUUUUUAAUGCUGCUGCACCUCAUGGUCACUGCUACUCCCAGGCCAGCUGGUUUCAGGACUGUAGUUUGGCCUGAAAGAAGAGCAGCAAUCCCAUUCUACCCAAGACCUAGUUCCAACAGCAAUGUAGUGGCAUUUGAACCUCACAGGACAUGAUAAGACUGAGCUGAACUCACCCUGCACAGCACAGUGGCCUCGGCUGGCUUUGGAGUCAUUACGCUACAAUAAUCAGUGGUUUAUUCUAAUCUAAUCUAAUUGUGGUUAAUUGGAAGCUUGUGGUCCACACCUGAGAAUUUCAACUUGUCAGGUGAUUUUACAUGACAUUAAUACUACAGGAUGUGAAAAAUAAGCUGUGAAAUUUUACAAGGCAAUGUCAUACAUUUCUGUCCAAAAUAUUUCAACACCAGAUUUGUUGUGCUCAAACCAAAAGUUAUAAAUGAAUGCACAGAGUAAAUAAGGCUAAAGAACCAGCUGAGCAAAUAUACUGCUGGUUUGGUCAGCAUAAAAUUAACUUUUAAAAAAAAUGUAUUUGUGUCCUUUUAAUUGUAAGAUUAGCACCCAAACUGCUCACCUUAACAGUGUGGUACACAUUAUUGUAGGUGCACUGCGGUACAAAUGAACAAUGUAGAUUAUCAAGCAAAGCAUGUGAAGAUAUUUUUGUACUUUGACUUUUUUUGACUACUGUAAUCUUGCUUUCAUGCAUGGUUUUUAUUUGUAUUGUGUUUUAAAAUGUCUGGUCAUAAUGAAUUUUGACCUUGUAUGAAAGAAAGAGCUUUAUAUUGCUGCAUUUAUUUGCUGGGGUGAAAUAAGAGGCAGAUUCAUCAAGAUGAUCUAAAUGCACUGUUGUCAAUUGUGUCAUUUAUCUGUGAAAUA